AUGGACGAAGAAGGAUCAGUCCCGUUUGCGGCGCCCACCAGACAGGCAGCCGCCAACAUUGACGGCAUCAAAACCGACGUCAUGUCAAUCUCCUUCGCCGACAAGAUCAUGAUCACAAUUACACAAAACGGCAGACUGGCUCAAUGGGUCACCGUCCCCCUCCUGAGCGACAACCCAACCGACUCCGACCCGUACUUUCAAACAAUCAGGUCCGAGGACGACGCACUCCUCCCAUCAGCACGCUUCGCACCACGCACGCUGCUUGGCGCCGGCGGCUCCGAGCGCGAGAUGAUGGGCCAGCUGUUCGCCUCACAAAUUGCACACGCCAUCACGACCAAAACACCGACGGAAAGCAGGGCGCUGAUGUUGGGUUUGGGGUUGGCGAAGGUCGAUACGGAUCGAGACUACUUCCUGCAGGUCGUGGAUCUGGUGUUGAAUGUUAUAUGA
Cyphellophora attinorum is the source of this 447-nucleotide messenger RNA. RefSeq lists its product as uncharacterized. Lineage: Eukaryota; Fungi; Ascomycota; Eurotiomycetes; Chaetothyriales; Cyphellophoraceae. Gene Ontology annotation, biological process: proteasome assembly. The record is from RefSeq and is a predicted model, not a curated record. The transcript has 2 exons. The coding region runs from base 1 to 447 and encodes 148 amino acids.